This is a messenger RNA of Acaromyces ingoldii, 1011 nucleotides long. RefSeq lists its product as hypothetical. The transcript has 2 exons. Lineage: Eukaryota; Fungi; Basidiomycota; Exobasidiomycetes; Exobasidiales; Cryptobasidiaceae. Bases 122 to 979 code for a protein of 285 amino acids. The record is from RefSeq and is a predicted model, not a curated record.
GAAAUCUGCUUUCUUCAUCGGUGUUCCUUCGAACGAGAAGAAAGACUUACUUAGUAGCACAACGCCAACGUAGGGUACAACGUACUGUACUGUACAGUACUAAGCCACAGCACCUGAAAGGAUGGAAGAGAAAAGCCAGCCUCCGACUCACACGGCGGCAUUUCAUCUCCACCCUCAUGCUCAGCGACCGCGAGGGGUGUUGCAACUUCCAUCGCCUUCAUCAAACGCUUUCAGAUCUGGAAUUCCCAGCACAGUAGCCGACUUUGGGUCGCCAUACGCCUUGAGGCCAGAUUGGGCACCUACAGAGGCUGACGCGGAACUGACGCAGCUUCCCUCUCUCGAUUGGGCCACAAGGGUCCAGAAUCGGCUUUCUAAAAGCCAGCCACUGGACUUCACUGCCCCAUGUUUUCGUCGUCGGCCAGGGCUUCACAGCUACCGUCGUUUCCCGUCCCGCCAGGUUGAGGGAAAUGGCAAAUUCGCAGGCGAGGGCUUCAAGCCAUGCUAUUUCGGACCAGACUUCGUCGAGCACGACGUGAGCGCAGCAGACUGGGCUCGAUUUCUCGAAGAUGUCGAGGUUGCUGGCAGAGUGGGGAUUGGGGGACAAGUCCUGGCCACCGUGGCUCCCGUUACCAUGCAUAUGGGUGCCACUGGGUAUUUUGUUACGAAAGCCAUCAAAGGCGUCAUGGCCAAGCGAAAGGAACCUGAAGUCCUCGAGACAAUCGAAGCAUGGUCGGAGCAUUUCUUCUUGCCGCGCAACCUGGAAGUCUUUGUCCACAACGGACGCGAGAGAUUGACGGCGAGACGACUGGCAACGGUGGAGAUACCUCCGCUACAUCCACACUUUCAGAGCAUAGAACACUCCGUUACUCGCAGUGGUUUGGGGGUGGACGAAGGCGUGGGGGAGAACAAGAAAACAUACAACAGGCAAGGCAAAGCGAAGGAAAAGGCCAAGAUCUUCUUGGUCAUUGUUGCUCUGUAAACUGCUCUAUUGCCACGUUUCCAAGAAAGAAG